Serinus canaria (Common canary) is the source of this 5072-nucleotide messenger RNA. RefSeq names its product calpain 5 (gene CAPN5). Gene Ontology annotation, molecular function: calcium-dependent cysteine-type endopeptidase activity. Gene Ontology annotation, cellular component: cytoplasm. The record is from RefSeq and is a predicted model, not a curated record. Bases 106 to 2031 code for a protein of 641 amino acids. Gene Ontology annotation, biological process: proteolysis. Lineage: Eukaryota; Metazoa; Chordata; Aves; Passeriformes; Fringillidae. The transcript has 13 exons.
GGCGGUGCUUGCGGGAGGCGAAGCGCUGCGGGCAGCGGCGCGCCCGGAGCGGCGGCACCGGCACCGGGCACCCGCACCAGCCCCGGGCAGAGGUAGUGGGGAAGGAUGUUUUCCUCAGUGAAGCCCUACGAGAACCAGCGCUACGCCUCUCUGAAGAAGGAGUGCCAGCGGCGGAAGCAGCUCUUCGAGGACCCGCUUUUCCCCGCCAACGACGACUCGCUCUUCUACAAGUCAAGGAUUCAGGGCAUCCAGUGGAAGCGACCCAAAGAAAUCUGCAAUGAUCCACGUCUCUUUGUGGAUGGGAUCAGCUCCCAUGACUUGCACCAGGGCCAGGUUGGGAACUGCUGGUUCGUGGCUGCCUGCUCCUCCCUGGCAUCCCGGGAGUCUCUGUGGCAGAAGGUCAUCCCAGACUGGAAGGAGCAGGAGUGGAACCCUGAGAAACCCGAGAGCUACGUGGGGAUCUUCCACUUCCAAUUCUGGCGUUUCGGUCAGUGGCUGGAUGUGGUGAUCGACGACCGCCUGCCCACGCUCCACAAUCAGCUCAUCUACUGCCACUCCAACUCCAAGAAUGAGUUCUGGUGUGCCUUGGUGGAGAAGGCUUAUGCCAAGUUGUCAGGCUGUUACGAGGCCCUGGAUGGAGGCAACACAGCUGAUGCCCUGGUGGAUUUCACUGGUGGGGUCUCUGAACCUAUCGACCUGACCGAAGGGGACUACAUCGCUGAUGAAGCCAAGCGAAACCUCCUCUUUGAGCGCGUGCUGAAGGUGCACAACAGGGGAGGCCUCAUCAGCUGCUCCAUCAAAGCCACGUCAGCAGCUGACAUGGAGGCUCGCCUGGCCUGCGGACUGGUGAAGGGCCACGCCUACGCGGUGACGGACGUGCGGAAGGUCCGUCUGGGCCAUGGCCUUCUGUCCUUCUUCAAGUCGGAGAAGCUGGACAUGAUCCGCAUGCGCAACCCGUGGGGUGAGCGGGAGUGGAACGGCCCUUGGAGUGACACCUCUGAGGAGUGGCAGAAAGUGAGUAAAAGUGAGAGAGAGAAGAUGGGAAUGACAGUGGAAGAUGAUGGGGAGUUCUGGAUGACCUUUGAAGAUUUCUGCAAAUACUUCACGGACAUCAUCAAGUGCCGUCUGAUCAACACCUCCUACCUGAGCAUCCACAAGACCUGGGAGGAGGCAGUGCUACACGGGGCAUGGACCAGAAGCAGUGACCCCUUGAAAAACCGCUCUGGAGGCUGCAUCAACCACAAGGACACUUUUCUGCAGAACCCCCAAUAUGUGUUUGAUGUGAAGAAGGCAGAAGAUGAAGUGCUGAUCUCCAUCCAGCAGAAGCCCAAAAGGACCAGUCGCAAAGAGGGCAAAGGAGAAAAUUUGGCCAUAGGCUUUGAUAUCCAUAAGGUGGAGUUGAACAGGAACUACCGGAUGCACACGCUGCAGCAGAAGGUGGCCAGCUCCAUCUACAUCAACUCCCGCAGCGUCUUCCUGAGGACAGACCUGAAGGAAGGCCGCUACGUCAUCAUCCCCACCACUUUUGACCCUGGUCAUGAAGGCGAGUUCCUUCUCAGGAUUUUCACAGAUGUGCCUUCAGAUUGCCGAGAGCUGACACUGGAUGAGCCACCACACACCUGUUGGAGUGGGAUGUGUGGCUACCCACAAGUAGUAUCCCAGAUCCAUGUCCUUGCUGCAGCUGGGCUCAAGAAUCAGGACUCCCAAGGAGGAGCUGAUCCUUAUGUGAUCAUCAAGUGUGAAGGGCAGAAAGUUCGCUCUCCAGUGAAGAAGAACACGGUAUCACCAGAAUUCGAUGUGAAAGGGCUCUUCUACCGCAAGAAGCCAGGACAACCCAUCAUUGUUCAGAUCUGGAACCACAACUUGAUAAGCGACGAGUUCUUGGGCCAAGUGGUGCUCACGGGGGAUCCCAGCGACCGGCAGUCGGUGCACACGCUGCACCUCCAGGACAGGGGGAACAGGAGGUCAAACGACCUCCCUGGAACCAUUGCUGUGAUGCUGCUCAGCAGUAACAUCCUCACUAAUGUCUGAGUACUCGAGGGUGACUCUUCUGGUGCCACAUAUGUGAAUAGAAACAUGCACACGUACAUAUACAUAUAUAGAGAGAACACACAGAGCCUACCUACCCUCUGCAAAGUGUAUAUGAACCAUGCAUGCAUUCCACUCCAAGGAGCCAAACUUGUGUUUUCAAUGUUUAAAAAAUGGUGCCUUUUUUAGGGGGAACCACAAUGAUCCUUCUGCUGGCGUCUUCUGCAGCCCCCCUGGCUGCCACGUGCGCUGUGGGACGGCGGUGAGCACGCUGUGUGUCCUGACAGCCAGAGCACGAUGCCCUGGGGCUGUUUGUUUACACAGGCUGGCACACACAUGUGUCACCACGCACACCUGUGGCCACCACGGUCCCACCAGCUGCUUCAGUGCAUCUUCAAUGUGUCUGCUUGGGUUAGGAGUAGUGUGCAUGGAGCUGUCUCCCUGAAAUUGCCAUGUAAUCGCUUAUCUGCGGAGGCACCACAGCAAAGGAGACGUGGACAAACAGAUCGGGGUCUGUGGGUGAUUUUUGGGUGCGGGUUUGCGUACUGCAACUGCAAGGAAAAUGCACCAAGGCAGCCCAAAUCCACAGGGGCAGCAAGACCAAAGGCUCCAUCAUUCUGGGGACAAGCUGUCUUCACCCAAGUCUUGUUCAGCCCCACGCAACUCCGAAGUAUAGAAAGAUGUCAACAGCUGCGGUGGGAUAACUGUUCUCUGGGUCAAGUUUCUGAACUUGAAUCAGUCUGGACCCAGCUCCUGUGGGUGCCUCCUGAACUCCCAAGGUGCCUGCUGUCUCCAUGUCUCCAUGCCGUCCCCAUCCCAAGAGCUCGCCCCAGGAGCUGGGGUGGGUUGUCUGCUGGGGCAGUUCAGUGUUUAGGCAAGAGAAGAUUCGUUCCUCUGAAGGCCAAAGUGUCAAGUUCAAGGGAUGGGGAGCUUCGCUCCAUGAGCUCCAUCUGUACUGCUGCCUACAGUGCAUCAUUUCUCAGUGCCUCGCUUCUUCAAAUUCUUUUUAAAAAUAGUGGGAUUUUAGCUUGUACUUGAGGAGCACUGCUCCCAGUGCAGCCUGAAAAUGCUGGGAAUAUUUAAUUCAUACCAGUGUCCAUAUCUCACCUUUAAUUUUCAGUCUUCUGUUGUGGAGGAUGAGUUGCACAGUCCUAGAGCCAACCCAAAUGCAUCCUUGGGAUGUGUCUGGGGCUACAGUCUGCUCCUGAUUUCCAUGAAAACUUCCUUGUUCCACUGGGUGGCAGAAUCUGACUUCUUAUAAACCAUCCCAGAUAAACCAAACAACAACCCGUUGUCUGACCUUUCAGCAGCUGACUAGGACAAGUUUCAAACCAUUUUUUUUCCCUCCUGUUGUUUGGGGGUUUUAUUUAUGUGCCUUUAAAGUGGUGCAAGUUAAGGGAUUUUUCAGUCAGAUUUUCUAAGCAAAUAUUUUGCAGUCACCUGCAUGCAAGUGGAAAUUAAUACAUAUGAUAAAAUCUUUGAGUCUUCCUAAAUUUUGACCAGGGCAGAAUCCUUUUCCUGCAACAAAAGUGAACAGGAAAGCCUUCUUUUGUUAUAGCAAAGGUCUUCUGCUUGUCCUACUAAAUACUCUUGUUUGUCCUGCAAGUCUGUUUGGGUUGCAAAGUCCCUAAAGGUCUGGUAAGUCUGAAACAUGGUGAAGUGUUCUCCAAAGUACCUGCCAGCUCAGUUCUUGAUGCAACCAGAAGUGGACAGUGCAACUGCACUGAUUUUUGCGGGCUGUUUCCCCCUUUUUCCCAUCUCCACAGUCCUGCAGUUAAGAGUUUGCUUUUUUACCCAAUUUGCUUCUGUUUUUAGGUCUUGUUUUUCAGGACUUAAAGGCAAGCAGCGGUACCCAUGAUCUUUCCAGAUCUCAAUUACUCCUGGCUUGCACUGAGCACCCUCCAAGUUUGGUUCAGUGUCUUGCAGAAUUUACUUAAGUGCUCCUAGGUAAAGCAACUUUUUGAUUCCACAGUCAUGGCAAAUCCUUGAAUUUAGGAAGACCAAUUCAGAGAUAUUUUGAUUUUAUCUUGGUUUUGUUUAUGAGACUCAUCCCUGAAUAUAAACAGAAGCAGGAUUGUGGGGCUAGAAGGUGUGAUUUGGGUCUUAGGAGAAGAUCUCACAGGCUUAUGUUCAGAGUGAUGUGUGAGAGGGGUGCCCAAAGAUACCUCACCUGGCAGGGGGAUGAGCUAUUUGGCAUUGCAGGAACAUGACGGGAGCUUUGCACCAUCAUCAGCAGAUGGAGGUGUCCAGCCUGCCUACAUUUGCCUUGUUUUUUUGGGAAAUCAGGCUAUUAUAGCUUCAGCAAAGGAGAGCCAUUUAUCCAGGAGUGCCCUGCCAUGUGCCAAAUGGCACCAAGAUCCCCAAGGAGCAGUGCCAAAGCUCACCAAGGAGUUGUGGUACCCAUGGGCAAUCUCCUUCCUCCCUACAGAGAAUCAAGCCAUAAAGAGAGGAAAGGCAGCUUUUUAAUAGCUUCUUAAAAAAAUCACUCUAUAUCAGGACCAAAUUGUCUUAAUAUCAGUAAUAUUUGUCCUUUUUUUUUUAAGAAAAAAAAGUUUUGGAAAAGUUUGAGCAGAAGCCUUCUUACCCUACAUUUCCAAUGGUAGAACUUUUUUCUCUUCUUUUUCUCUUAUUUGUAGAGCAGAUGAGGGAGGGGAAAUAUUGAAAUGCCAUUCCUAUUGUUGAUGCCUGUUCUCUUUGAAUGAAGUAAACAGAAAUAUUCAGGAGGUUUUUUUGUUUGUUUUUUGAGAGGAGGGCAGGUCUGAAAAGCACUUUCCAGUCCCUCAUGAGUGGGACAGGACACAUGUCUGAUUUAUUUCACAUUUCUUUUGUUAAUUAUUUCAAUGGUUGCAAGCAGCCUGGCAUUAUACUCUGUGGAAACCAUUUCUUUUUGACAUCUGCCUGUUAAAACAAGCUGUGGUUUGUCUUCAUCUCCAAAGGCACUGAUGUAUCGUGCUGCACAAGAUCAGAGUGGUCCAAACAGAAAGCCAACAUUGUACAGCUGUAAACCUCCUAUAAAUAAAUAAAUUGUGUAUAUUUUAUUCAGA